CAUGUAUUAACCUUUUUAAAACUACUAUAAUUUUGAAUUUUUACACCAUUGCCACAUCCCAAUUAUUUCGUAACUCUCGUUCUUUUGUUGGCCCCAGAAACCCAAAAUUGUUGCUACUCCAAUACACUUUCCUCUCCCCAAAAUAAAAAAAAAAAUAAAAAAAAACGCUCAUCUCCAAAAAUGUCCGACUCAGAAGUCACAACCGUAACCUCAUCGGACUCAAACUCCGUUCCACCACCGCAACAAAACGGCGACCAAACCAAACCCCCCUCUGCCGGAUUCAGCAUAUGGCCACCCACUCAACGCACCCGCGACGCCGUCAUCACUCGCUUAAUCGAAACCCUAACCACUCCCUCCGUCCUUUCCAAACGCUACGGCACAUUGCCCUCCGACGAAGCUGUCUCCGCCGCUCGUCAGAUCGAGGAAGAUGCCUUCUCUGUAGCCGGUGACUCCGCUGUUCCUGACGGUGGUGACGGGAUUGAGAUCCUUCAGGUGUAUUCCAAGGAAAUCAGUAAGAAGAUGCUCGAAACCGUUAAGGCUAGACCUACCGUUGAUUCUAGCGCCGUUGAUAAGGAUUCUGCUGCUGUGGCACCUACCGUUGAUGAUCCUCCUUCUGCAGAGGAUGCUGCUGAAUCCGCGAAGAUCGAGACGGAGACUGAAACCUGAUCAUUGGGGAUUAUAGUAUGUUGUUGUGGGAUUUUAUAUUUUAAUAUCUUGUUUAGUAUGAUGAUCUAUCUGUAGAACUUUGAUGAUUUCUUGUGUUACCAAUCUUUAUCACAUAUUAUUAAAAUUGUGGGAUUGUUGGUUUGUUUUAAUUUGCGUCAUUUGUGUUAAAGUUUAUUUUCAUUAUGCUAUCAAAAUGUUUUGGAAAUUUUGAAAUUGGAAUGUAUUAUCAGUGUGCGAAUGUCUAUGUCUAGGUAUGGUGUUCAUGAUUCUUGUGGUUAA
Medicago truncatula (barrel medic) is the source of this 945-nucleotide messenger RNA. Its product is annotated as MFP1 attachment factor 1. The coding region runs from base 181 to 666 and encodes 161 amino acids. The transcript has a single exon. The record is from RefSeq and is a predicted model, not a curated record. Gene Ontology annotation, biological process: mitotic cell cycle; lateral root development. NCBI's taxonomy places the organism in Eukaryota, Viridiplantae, Streptophyta, Magnoliopsida, Fabales, Fabaceae.